GUGUUUAGGGUUUCAAUCCAAAGCAUCAAGCGAAGACGAAGUAAGAGAGAGAGAGAGAGAGAGAGAGAGAGAGAGAGAGAGGAGACGCGAGAGCGUUAAUGGCGUCGGUGUCUUCGGCGAACGGAGGCGUCGCCGCCGAUCGGAACAAAGCCAUCGUCUUCGCCCUAUGCAAACGACUCUCGCUCGAUCCACAGAAGAAAAUUUUCAGUGAGAGCAUCGAAGAGUAUGAUGUUGCAACUCUCUUCACUAACAUUUUGCAGCUAUCAGCGACUGAGGCUCCUCUCCCCAAUAAAGAUGAGAUAAUGAAAUGGGUAGCUUUUGCAAAUAGUUUUCCUGGCAAAGAUGACACGUCACUCAAAGCUCUGAAUGAAGAUUUGGCCCAGAAGGCUGUUUUGCUUGGUGGUGGUCUCAAACCCUCAGUGGCUGACAUUGUUGUGUUCGCGGCGCUACAUUCUUUUGUGAGUCAUCUUAAUGACACAGAAGUGCAAAAUUUCCCAAAUGUGAUGAGGUGGAUGGACUACAUUCAGAAUAUUGAAGAUUUUGGUGGACUGUUAGCAAAGAUUCAUAUCAAGAAGCCUCAACUCGAACCCUAUUGUGCAAAGAAAGUAGAUAAGGUAGAUGCGACACCAAGUUCAAAAAAGGAAGCUCAAGGCCCGAAGAGUGGUGAAAAGUCAGAAGGAAAUGCUGAAGUGAAGAAAGCUUCUGAUGAGAAAAAGGCUUCUGCUGGUGAUAAAGCAAAAAAGGCACCGGUAAAAGAUAAUAAAGCCACUGAGGAUAAAAAGAAAGCAGCGGAAACGGAGUCUGCGGAGAAGGAUGCAGAGUGCAGUGUUUCCAUCCUUAAUAUACAGGUCGGCCUAAUUCGCAAGGCAUGGAAGCAUCCAUCUGCUGACAGUUUAUUGGUCGAGGAGAUUGAUGUGGGAGAGGGCAACAUACGGCAGGUCGUUAGUGGUCUCGCAAAGUUUUGCAGCCCUGAGGAACUCACAAAUCGCCGCGUUGUGCUGAUUACAAACGUGAAGCCUGGAAAGCUGCGAGAUGUAAUGUCUGCUGGGUUGGUCUUAUGUGCCUCUAAUCAAGACCAUUCAGUUGUCGAGCCUUUGAUUCCUCCGGAAGGAGCCACCAUUGGAGAACGUGUUUCAUUUGCAGGGUAUGAAGGCAAGCCAGAAGACGUUCUAAACCCGAAGAAAAAGCAGUUGGAGAAGAUCACUCCGCAUCUCUACACUGAUGACAAAAGUGUGGCAACAUACAAGGGAGUGCCAUUCAUGACAUCUGCUGGGCCAUGCAUGUCAUCCAUCCCCAAUGGAAGCAUAAAGUAAUAGGUCUAUUUUUUUUAUUUUUUUUUUUAAAAGUGAGAGGUCUAUUAUUACGGCGUGGUGUAUUAUGCAUUGAUAUGUUAUAAAUGGCCGCCUGUUGUGGAAUGAUUCUGUUCUGAGGAUGAGCUCUAGAUCGAAUUUUGCAAGACAUGUGCUCCUCUUUUCUAGAGAAAACAGAGUAAAAACCUUGUACUUUUUAGUAAUUGUUACUAGCUGUGUCUCAUGUACUUAUCCAUUAAUUUUUUAGCUUAUUUGGGAUUGCUCCUCUAAUUUAUGAGAAGGAACAGUUAGUUGAA
Ananas comosus (pineapple) is the source of this 1606-nucleotide messenger RNA. Its product is annotated as probable methionine--tRNA ligase. The record is from RefSeq and is a predicted model, not a curated record. NCBI's taxonomy places the organism in Eukaryota, Viridiplantae, Streptophyta, Magnoliopsida, Poales, Bromeliaceae. Bases 99 to 1313 code for a protein of 404 amino acids. The transcript is spliced from 12 exons. Gene Ontology annotation, molecular function: tRNA binding.